UGGAGGGUCACCGCUCUCUGUCUGCAGUGUAGGAUUUGGAAUUUUCAGGGAUUACUUCGAAGACGGUCAAUUUUUUCGCUCUGUUAUUUCGACGGGGGAGCUGUGAUGUAUUCGCUGACAGUGAAACCCUUCGUACCUCAAUUAGUUUCUACUUCUACUUCGUCUUCAACAAUUCUUGUGUCCUUCCGAACUCGCUCAGCGUCAUCAGUCAACUUUCCGAGAAACUUGAGGCAUAAUGGAAGAUUGUUUUUGAGAGUUCAAGCAUAUAAUUCCUCCGAAAACGACACUUCCAACAAUUCAGGCGAUUCCAAGUCCUCCAAUGGCGCUCUGUCAAAGAGCAGGAGAGAGAUCUUGCUGGAGUACGUUAAGAAUGUGCAACCAGAAUUUAUGGAAUUAUUUUUGAAAAGAGCACCCCAACAGGUAGUGGAUGCAAUGAGGCAAACUGACAAUAUGAUUGGAACACUGCCCCCUCAAUUUUUUGCUGUAACAGUUACCACUGUGGCAGAGAAUCUUGCACAGCUCAUGUACAGUGUCAUGAUGACUGGAUACAUGUUCAGCAAUGCUCAAUAUCGUUUGGAGCUGCAAGAAAGUUUGGAACAGGUUGCUCUUCCUGAAGUAAAGGAUAAAAAGGAUAUGCCAGACUAUGCACCUGGUACCCAGAAAAAUGUUUCUGGUGAAGUAAUUCGGUGGAACAAUGUUUCUGGUCCUGAGACAAUGGAUGCUAAAAAGUACAUUGAAAUACUUGAAGCGGAAAUUGAGGAGCUGAAUCGUCAAGUUGGUAGACAAUCAAGUAAUACCCAAAAUGAAUUAUUGGAAUAUUUAAAAUCUCUCGAGCCUCAGAAUUUUAAGGAGUUGACUAGCAGUGCUGGCGAGGACGUUAUUCUUGCAAUGAAUACAUUUAUAAAGCGCUUGCUGGCCGUUUCAGAUCCUAGCCAAAUGAAGACUAGCGUGACUGAGGCAAGUGCACCUGAACUUGCAAAACUACUCUAUUGGUUGAUGGUGGUGGGGUAUAGCAUCCGCAAUAUAGAAGUUCGUUAUGACAUGGAACGAGUACUUGGUACUCCUCCGAAGCUGGCAGAAUUGCCGCCAGGUGAAAACGUUUAGGCAUCUUAAUAUUCUUGGAGCCAAACAACACAGUAAAGUUGUCGCCAAGCUCGAGCCCAAUGAAUGGCUUUUAGAUUUGCACUUCGCUAAAGGCUCAGGAUAUUCGCUAUGGAGGAAAGUGCUGGGUUUUUCUGGAGCCCUGAACAAUUGACCAUCUAUUUUAUUAGACGUUUCAUCGUUAAAAUUUUGUUUGAUCCUUCAGAGUUUAAUUAAUUAUUAUUGGUUAUCUCAAAUUUUUCAUGAAUAAUCAAAUAUGCAGGAAUGUCGUUAAAGCUGCUCAAACCUAUUGUUGUAAACCUAAUAUUUGUCAUGAGGAUUGGAUUUAUAUGCAUACGAAGAUAGUAAUCCGUUAGCUA
Molecule: messenger RNA, 1460 nt
Organism: Prosopis cineraria
Lineage: Eukaryota; Viridiplantae; Streptophyta; Magnoliopsida; Fabales; Fabaceae
Source: RefSeq, a predicted model, not a curated record